Micromonas pusilla CCMP1545 is the source of this 636-nucleotide messenger RNA. RefSeq lists its product as uncharacterized. Bases 1 to 636 code for a protein of 211 amino acids. The record is from RefSeq and is a predicted model, not a curated record. The transcript has a single exon. Lineage: Eukaryota; Viridiplantae; Chlorophyta; Mamiellophyceae; Mamiellales; Mamiellaceae.
AUGCUCAUCGUCCGGUUCCAGCCCUUCAGCGCGGUCAUCGGCGCGGACUGCGCGAUGCUCGUGGACGCGCACCGCGCGUCCCCGAAAGCCGCGGCGGUCGCGAUCGCGCGCGCGGUGAGCGCUCGAGACGCCAUUCCCGCCGCGUCGGGCGCCGGCGCGUCCGCGGGCCCGCUCGCCGGCGCGGUCCCCGCCGCGGGCACCGUCGCGCACGCGGACGACGCGCACGCCAAGCUGAACGAGUCCGCGAUCGCGGUGGACGACUUCCCGUUGCGAGCGCUCGAGUGCGUCUUGGACGAGGCGACGGGGUAUUACCACCAGAAACUGCGCAGGGUGAAGCUUCUCGCGGAGUACUGUUUGGAUUCCAUCACGGACGAGUUGAAGGUCCAAGGCGCGCAAGGCGAAGCCGGGUUCCAGCGUCUGCUGCCGCUGCGCCGAGCGAUGACGUCGCUGGAGGCGGACAUCAAAGAGGCGCACCACGCGAUUCAAGACGCGAUGAAAAGCGACGAGCGCGUGGACGCGCUCUUACCGAAGUGCUCGCGGACGGCGUACCGGCCGCAGUCGGAGGAGGAGGCGCGUUCUGUCAUCUCACACUGGUUCCCAUACGACCGCGUCGGCGCGGUGAACGCCGUUUCUUAA